AUGGCCUGGUUCGCGUCGUCCGUAGCAGCCGUCCUCGCCAUUGUCGUGCCACACAGCUCCGCCCAAGUUGCCGAGGACUUCUGUACAUCGCUUCAGAUGUGCGUCGCGUACGGCAAAGUCCCAUGCGACCGCAACAUCCAGCACUGCCCGCCUUGCAUUUACAUUGACACGAAGGGCCAGACGUUGUGCUAUGACCAAAUCACAGGCACGAAACUGUGUCCAUUUCUGAACACGACCGCCGACUGCAGCGGCGGCGAGACGUCGUCGGUGCCACCCCUCCGCAACAAAACACCAAGCAUCCACGGGGAUUCGACUACUCUUACGCCACCUCGUCCACACAUUACAUCCAACUCGCAAACCACAGUCGUCCGGGAAGAAGAAGACCCUUCGUCCUGGAAUGGUCUGAGCAUUGGGCUCAUGGUGGUUGUGGUGGUGCUGGCGUCCGCGCUUGCCGUCGCUGUGUUCAAGUACACGCAAUACACCAAGUCAAGCGCCGCCCAGCAUCAUCAUCGAACGCCGUCCAUGCCCAUACAUGGCGUCAAGAAUUCGUGCUCUUCGUGCUCCCCGCCCGACUACCAAGACCCAACUCCUUUCACGCUCUACCCACCAAGCCCGUCGCCCCAACUACACCUGUCGUCUACCAUGACAACCACCAUGAUGACCACGCCACUGGUCGUUGGGUAUUUCGACACCCUGAACAACACCAGCAGCAUUGCCUCUAGUCGGUCCGUGUCGUUGUGUCACAUCAUGGAGUCGCCACGGGAAGACGACAACCAAACCCUUAUCCGGCCAUCGGGGGCGUUUUGA
Aphanomyces astaci is the source of this 807-nucleotide messenger RNA. RefSeq lists its product as hypothetical. The record is from RefSeq and is a predicted model, not a curated record. The coding region runs from base 1 to 807 and encodes 268 amino acids. NCBI's taxonomy places the organism in Eukaryota, Oomycota, Saprolegniomycetes, Saprolegniales, Verrucalvaceae. The transcript has a single exon.